This is a messenger RNA of Pogona vitticeps (central bearded dragon), 2451 nucleotides long. NCBI's taxonomy places the organism in Eukaryota, Metazoa, Chordata, Lepidosauria, Squamata, Agamidae. The record is from RefSeq and is a predicted model, not a curated record.
CCUCCUCCUCUCCCCCCCCCUGUCGGUGCGUUGCAGCUGGAGACCAGCGUGGAGCACCUGCAGCGCCUGGCCGCCACCGUCUGCGUGCGGCUGCACCUGGCGCGGCCGGAGGUGUGCGAGGAGAUCGUCCGGCUCUUCGGGCGCGACGUGGUCACCGCCUGGGUCCGCUCCGUCCUGCGCCCGGCCGAGAUCUGCGGCCUGCUGGUGGGCCAGCGCUGCGGCCACUGGGACAUCUACUCGGACUGGAACGUGACGCUCCCGGGGACGCCCAAGCCCCCCGUUGCGUGCGGCUGCACCUGGCGCGGCCGGAGGUCGCUGCGGCCACUGGGACAUCUACUCGGACUGGAACGUGACGCUCCCGGGGACGCCCAAGCCCCCCGUCCCGUNCGGGACUACCUGCCCGGCAGCGACCCGGCCUGCAAGGACCCGCUCUGCUGCCGGGGGGGCCGGCCGCGGGGAGCCGAGGGGGCCGGCUACUGGGGCUCCUACAGCAACUGCGACCUCCCGCUCCAGACGCUGGAGCACCUGCUGCGGCACCUGGCCGCCACGGGGCCCUUCGACCUGGCCUACUGGACGGGGGACAUCCCGGCCCACAACGUCUGGGAGCAGAGCCGGGCCGACCAGCUGCAGGCCCUGCGGACCAUCUCGGGCCUCAUCCAGAAGUACCUGGGCCCGCUGCCCGUCUACCCGGCGGUGGGGAACCACGAGUCGGUGCCCGUCAACGCCUUCCCGCCCCCCUUCGUGCCCGGCAACCAGUCCUCCGCCUGGCUGUACCACGCCAUGGCCGAGGCGUGGGAGCCCUGGCUGCCCCCUGAAGCGCUGGAGACCCUGAGGGUGGGCGGCUUCUACACCCUCCGGGCCCGACCGGGCCUCCGCCUCGUCUCCCUCAACAUGAACUUCUGCUCAGAGGCCAAUUUCUGGCUCCUCAUCAAUGCCACGGACCCAGCGGGGCAGCUGCAGUGGCUGGUGGGCGUCCUGCAGAGGGCGGAAGAGAGCGGGGAGAAGGUGCACAUCAUUGGCCACAUCCCCCCCUCCCACUGCAUGCGCUCCUGGGGCUGGAACUACUACCGCAUCAUCAACAGGUUCGAAGGCACUGUGGCUGGGCAGUUUUUUGGUCACACCCACGUGGAUGAGUUUGAGCUGUUCUAUGAUGAAGAGACCCUCUCCCGGCCCUUGGGGGUGGCUUUCGUGGCCCCCAGCGUCACCACGUUCAUCAGCCUCAACCCGGGCUACCGGAUCUAUCUUGUGGACGGAGUCUACCCAGGAAGCUCCUACAUGGUGCUGGAUCACGAGACAUUCAUUCUGAACUUGACGCUGGCCAAUGCGCCCGGGGCGACACCGCAGUGGCAACGCCUCUACGGGGCCCGGGAGACCUAUGGCUUUGCCACGGCCUUCCCGGCCGACUGGGACCGGCUGCUCCAGCGUUUCCAGGUGGAGGAGCCCCUCUUCCAGCGCUUCUGGUACCUGCUCUACAAGGGCCACCCGCCCCGCGAGCCCUGCCAGGACGUCUGCAAGGCGGCGUUGCUCUGCGCCCUCCGCACCGCUCGGGCCGAUGACCCGAAGCUCUGCCAGCCCUUGGCCUCCAGGUUCUCCUUCUUCGAAAUCCAGGGCUGGUGGAGGCGGCAACGUUUCUGCUAGCCCCCCAACGCCUGCCCCCCCGCCCUGCCCCAAGAAGCAGCCCUGCGGAAGGGGCGCAGCGAUUCGUUCACGGACCUUCGUGCUCGGUGCACUUUGUGGUUUGCUGUGGUUGAGGAGGCUUGCCCCCACCCCACCUCACCCCACCCCCCCAUGCCAAAGGCUGUUGCCAGAGGGCACGGUGGGGAUGAUGGGGAACGAUCCACAUUGCCUUCCCCUCCAUGGAGGCAGGAGGGGGGCAUGUCCGGGAGGCGCCCUCUUUCCUUUGCCCUUCCUGCUUGGGGGGGGGCACAAAGGAGCACCUGGACUGGACCAAGAGCAGCAGGGCUGCCAGGGGUGGGGUGGGGCUGCCGUGGUGGCUCUGAAGCAAGAAAAGACACACCCAGACACACGAAGACCCUUUGCCCCACGAGUUCUAUUUCUAGAAUUCUCCCCAGCUUCCUAGACUCAACCAAAAGGCCUGACAAGGGAGGCACUGCCAGGCCACUGGUAUGGGGCAUGUGGGCCGAGGGGUGGCGCACAUACUUCCUUCAUUCCCCCCCCCCGUGCCUCUUGGGGCUGCGGUCAGUCGGCCUCCUUUUAGCCAGGUAAGGGCCCUCAGUCAAUCCCCUUAGGCUCAGACCUGCCACAAGAGUCUUAAAAUGUACUUGUGGGCUCCCUACCCCCACCACUGCCAACUGACCCACCCCUCCUACUGUGGCCACUCUGGCCCUUCUUUGGUCUUUGCGGGGGUGUGUGUGUGUGUCAGAGUCCUUGCCCCUGCACUGAGCCAGUCUCUUGCACCAGCAAUAAAGGCCUUCUGCUUCUGCCUCCGAG